Molecule: messenger RNA, 3145 nt
Organism: Microplitis mediator
Lineage: Eukaryota; Metazoa; Arthropoda; Insecta; Hymenoptera; Braconidae
Gene: Hk
Product: voltage-gated potassium channel subunit beta-2
Exons: 10
Coding region: 1059-2435 (458 amino acids)
Biological process (GO): regulation of potassium ion transmembrane transport; potassium ion transport
Cellular component (GO): cytoplasm; voltage-gated potassium channel complex
Molecular function (GO): potassium channel regulator activity; voltage-gated potassium channel activity; transmembrane transporter binding
Source: RefSeq, a predicted model, not a curated record
CGUGGCAGGGAGCACAACACUUGCCGUUUAAAAAUAAUUAUUAUUUUUACUAAUUCUUUACGUUAAUAUAUGUAUAUUUGUGUAUUCUAUGUGUUACUAAUAUAAGAAUAAUAAUAACAACAAUUAUUUAUUUAUUUAUCAUUAAUAAAUUAUUUUUCAUAAAUAAAAUGACGGCUGUAAAUAAAUCUGGAUUUUUUUGUAUAUAUUUUUUAUGGGCAACGUUCGAGUGGUGAAAAAACAUUGACGUUAAAAUAUAUAUAUAUAGAUAUAUAUAUAUUGGUGCCGCAGUCACGAUAUUGUUUAUUUAGUUGUACAUAAUUUAAAAAAAAAAGUCUAUUAUAUUUUGAAAAUUAAGAUGACGUGGGAUACGUGACGUGCGGACGUCGUCUUAAUUAUUUUGUUGUGAUUAUUAUGAACUGUUGCAAUUAUUAUUAUUAUUAUUAUUGGCAUAAUGUACAGGAGUUAAAGUACCGAAAACUUUAAAUGGUUUGUUGUACGGCUAAGAGUGUCACGCGCUACCAAAUGUCUAUUGUUCUUUGACGGUUUGUUGGUGAACGUGUUGUCAUACAUUAAAUAUAUUAAUUAUUCAUGUUAAUUAUUAUCAUUACUACGGUCAUUGUUAUAUAGUAAUAAUAAUAUUAUUAUUAUUAUUAUUAUUAGUAAAAAUCAUUAGUUAAAUUUAUCACAUAUCCGACUCAUAUCGACCAGACUUUAUGUAAAUAAAUAAUAAGUGUCCAAUGGAAUAAAAUAAUUUAAAUAAAUAGUAUUUAUUAUAAUAAAGUACUUUGAUAAUUAAAUGUGAGUUAUUUAAAAUAAAUAAUAUUUUAUGGGUGCCUCAUAAUGUUUCAAUAAAUUAGUGCCUAAUAAUGUACUUGCAAUAAAAAGAAGAGGAGGGAUAUGAUAUUUUGAAUUCGUUAUCUUAAUAAUUGGAUCCGUGGUGAUUUAAACUGCGGAGUUUGGGGCAAUUGGAUGUAAUUAAAAACGAAUGUGCAUACCACUACUGAAUUGUAAGCACGCGCUGGUGCACGUUAGCAGAAUCACAGCCGUUAGAAUUAGUUAUGUCACAAUUAAUGCUAUGCAAUCUUGCAAAUACUUCAACUGCGGGAAAUGAUACCAAUAAUAACGCAAGUAGCAGUAUGGAGGACGACGACUCAUAUCCACUGCCCACUAUUUAUCGGUGUCGUGCUCCUAUAGCGAGUCUUGAUUGUAUGGAAGAGUUCAAUGGUAGUAACGGUGGUGCAGACUCAGGGAUUCAUUGUAGUACAACGCAGCAAGGUACAAAAGAACAACUACUGACGAGUUGCAUAACGUCCCAGAGCCAACGUUCACAACAUCCAUCCCCGGGUAUUCGUUACCGCAACUUGGGUAAAAGUGGUCUCCGUGUUUCUAACGUUGGGUUAGGUACAUGGACAACAUUCGGUGGGUUGGGUGGAUGCACUAGUGAGGAAACUGCAGAAGCCAUUGUGGCCUUGGCCUAUGACAGUGGUAUCAAUGUGUUCGACCUUAGCGAAGCACACAGUGGUCAUAGGGCUGAAAUCCAACUUGGUCGGAUUCUCUUACGACGCGGCUGGAACCGCUCCAGCUACAUUGUCACCACUAAAAUAUACUGGAGUACCAAAAGUGAGGGCCGAGGUCUAUCGAGGAAACAUAUUAUCGAAACCGUUCAGGCGUCCCUAUCAAGGCUGCAAUUGUCGUAUAUCGACAUUGUCAUGAUUCACAAGGUCGAUCCGAUGUGUCCAAUGGAAGAAAUCGUACGAGCUAUGAAUUAUGUUAUAAAUAGAGGAUGGGUUAUGUAUUGGGGUACAUCAAGAUGGUCGCCAGUUGAGAUAAUGGAGGCUUACUCGAAUUGCAGACAAUUUAAUUGCGUUACUCCGAUAGUUGAACAAGCAGAGUAUCAUUUAUUUUAUAGAGAUAAACCAGAACUUUAUAUGCCGGAAUUGUACAACAAAAUUGGCGUCGGUUUGAUGGCGUGGUCAACCGUUACGAUUGGUAUGGUUUCAAAACCCGAUGACUGCGGAGUUUCUUUUCUUUCAAGAUCUUCGUAUAAGAAUAAAUACUCGUCGUUUAGUUGGACGGAGGAUGAAACACAGUCAUUAUACAAAGAAAGUCGUCGGGAUCCACUGACACCUGAAAUAAGGGAACGACCAAUGGAUGAAGAACCACCACGUAAACCAUCGGACAAAUUACGUGAUGUUUGUGCGCUUGCUGAUCGAUUAGGAUGUUCCUUUGGGCAACUGGCAAUAGCGUGGUCUCUAAAAAAUGAAAGCGUUCAGUGCCUUCUUCUUGGAGCGUCAAAUAUCGAACAGCUUUAUGAAAGUCUACAAAGUCUGCAGCUGAUACCAAAACUAAAUUCAACUAUGAUGAAUGAAAUUGAAAGGAUACUAGAAAAUAAACCGUCCCGACCACCAAUGAUUUCAACACUAGCGCUCAGAUGACAAUCGGCAGGCCCCCAUGGAAGUGCUGGGGGCAGUAUGGAUGGAGCUGGCAGUCCUAAAAGUGAAACUGCACAAAGCAAUGAACAAGAUAAAGAAAUGACCAAUAAGCUAUCAUUUUGUGAAAUACAAUGAAUUUUAAUAGCAACAAGCACUCUGUGGUGAUGUUAUACUCAGGGCACCGUGGCAAUUACAGGCUUAAUGCCCUACCCCAGAUUUGUAAUUUCGGUAUUACUAAAUCUAUGAUCAAUAAUAAUACUUUGUAUUGAAAGAUGUUACCAAACCCACGACAAUAUUCCGGGUCACUUGAGGUAUUUAUAAUUAUAAUAAUAAUAAUAAUAACAACUACUGAUAUUCGAAUUUUUAAUCAAUAAUAAUAAUAAUAACAAUAAUAAUAAUAAUAAUGUACACAUGUGUAUACAGUAUUGUCCAAAUGAAGAUAAAUUUUUUUCUUCGCAGUUUUAUUUGUAAAAAAUAAUUUAUAUGCGCAAACCACUCGAUUAAUAAUAAUAAUAAUAAUAAUAAUAAUAAUAACGUAAAUAAAUGAGUACGCAAUUUUUCAUAAAGGAACAAAAAUAAUACCGAUAUUUGUCUUCUUACAAUUAAAAUAACACGCAAGCAAAAUAGUUAGAUUAAAAAUAAUUAAAUUAUUAUGUAGUUUAUCGAUUAUAAAUAAUAAUAAAAUAGAACUGGUGAUAUUAUUAAGUUUUGUU